UCAAAUCUGCAGUGGACUCAGCGGUGUACAAAGAAGCUCGCAUGGGAGCUUCCUUGCUCCGUCUGCAUUUCCACGAUUGUUUUGUUAACGGAUGUGAUGCAUCGUUGCUUUUGGACGACACGGCAACCUUUAAAGGAGAGAAAACGUCGGUGGCCAAUGCCAAUUCUCUCAGAGGAUUUGAGGUAAUCGACAAUAUCAAAGCUGAAUUGGAGAGCCUCUGCCCCAACAUGGUCUCCUGUGCUGACAUCCUGGCCGUUGCUGCCAGGGAUUCCAUUGUUGCACUGGGUGGACCCACUUACACAGUGGCAUUGGGCAGAAGAGACUCCACCGCUGCAAACGUGACCGCAACGGAGGACCUCCCCAGCCCCUUCGUCAAUGUGACCAAGCUAAUUGCGGCUUUCUCUAAAAAGGGUUUCACCGUGAAAGAAAUGGUGGCUCUUUCAGGUGCUCACACUAUAGGACAAGCGAGGUGUGCAUUCUUCCGUGGACGGCUUUACAACGACACCGACAUCAACGCUUCGUUUGCAGCAGCUGUGAGAGCAAAGUGCCCAGGCAGUGGUGGCUCAGGCGACAACAAUAUGUCUGAGCUUGACGUCACAACCCCGACCACGUUCGACAGUUCCUACUUCAAGAAUGUGAUGAGCCAGAAGGGGCUGCUGCACUCAGACCAGCAGCUAUACAGUGGUGGGUUCACAAAGACCGCGGUGGAUGCGUAUGCCAAUAAUGCUGCCAGUUUUAUGGAAGACUUUGCCGAAGCGAUGAACAAGAUGGGACGCCUUAGCCCUCUGACGGGCUCCAUUGGUCAAAUUAGAACAAACUGUCGAAAGGUCAACUAGACCUCGUUUUAAGAACUACAGCUUAGCCUUGGCUUGGCUGGUUAGAAAAUAAUAUGCUUUGUUCUAGAAAUAUGGAUAAAUUACACCAAUAGUU
Prunus persica (peach) is the source of this 930-nucleotide messenger RNA. Its product is annotated as cationic peroxidase 1. The coding region runs from base 42 to 836 and encodes 264 amino acids. Gene Ontology annotation, molecular function: peroxidase activity; heme binding. The record is from RefSeq and is a predicted model, not a curated record. The transcript has 4 exons. NCBI's taxonomy places the organism in Eukaryota, Viridiplantae, Streptophyta, Magnoliopsida, Rosales, Rosaceae. Gene Ontology annotation, biological process: hydrogen peroxide catabolic process; response to oxidative stress.